AUGGGGACCGGAGCAGUUUGCGGGAGGGGGCAGCUUUCCCUCCUCUCCCUCCUCCUCGUCCUCGCCCUCCUGGCCGCGCCGCACUCCACGGGUGGGCAGCUGCGCUACGCCAUGCCCGAGGAGCUGGAGCACGGAGCCUUCGUGGCCAACCUCGGCGAGGACCUAGGGCUGGACGUGUCCACGCUGUCGGCGCGGCGGUUCCGCAUUGUGGCCGGGGCCGGGGUGAGGCAGCACCUGGAGGUGAACCUGGAGAAUGGGAUCCUCUUUGUGAACGAGCGGAUCGACCGGGAGGAGGUGUGCGAAACAGGGGGCACCUGCCUGCUCCACCUGCAGCUGCUCGUCGAGAGCCCUCUGGAGCUGUACCGUGUGGAGGUGGAGGUUCUGGACAUCAAUGACCACGCUCCCACCUUCCCCUGGCAGGAGUACGUGCUUGAGGUGGCUGAGUCCGCCAUGCUGGGUGCUCGCUUCCCGCUCGAGAGCGCCCAGGAUCCUGACGUGGGCACCAACUCGGUGCACACCUACCAGCUCAGCCCCAAUGGCUUCUUCUCGCUCGAGGUGCAGACACGCAGCGACGCCAGCAAGUUUGCAGAGCUGGUGCUGGAGCGUGCCCUAGACCGCGAGCAGCAACGCACACACCGGCUGCUGCUCACCGCGCUCGACGGUGGCAUCCCCAGGCGCUCGGGCACAGCCCAUGUCCUUGUCACCGUGCUGGAUGCCAACGACAAUAUUCCUGCCUUUGACCAACCCUCGUACGGAGUGAGCCUGCCUGAGGAUGCCCCCUCCGGCACCUUGGUCAUCCAGUUGAAUGCCACCGACCUGGACGAAGGCCCCAAUGGGGAGAUUGAGUACUCCUUCAGCGGGCAUGCGCCACCAAGCGUCCGAGAGCUCUUCCGUGUGGAGCCCCGCAGUGGGCAGGUACUGCUGAAGGGCCCCCUGGACUACGAGCGUGCCAGCCUGCAUGAGCUCUACGUGCAAGCCAAGGACCGUGGGCCCUCAGCGGUGGCUGUGCACUGCCGGGUGCUUGUGCACCUCCUCGAUGUGAACGACAAUGCGCCUGAGGUGACCCUCACCUCAGUUUCCACACCAGUGCAGGAAGAUGCCCCACCGGGCACCGUCAUUGCAGUCAUCAGUGUUCUGGACCGGGACUCCGGGGACAACGGGCGUGUGAGCUGUGAGCUGAGCCCCAGUGUGCCCUUCGAGCUCCGCUCCUCCUUCCGCAACUACUACACACUCGUUACCACGGAGCCGCUGGACCGGGAGGCAGUAUCUGAGUACAACAUCAGCAUCACGGCCCGGGACAUGGGAUCCCCUGCCCUGCUGACUCGCAGCACCCUCACUGUGCCGGUGUCCGAUGUGAAUGACAACGCCCCGCACUUCCUGCAGCCCUCCUACAGCGUCUACGUGAUGGAGAACAACGCACCAGGGGCCUCCAUCUGUUCCGUCAGCGCUCUGGACCCUGACUGCCAGCAGAACGCCUACCUGUCCUACUCCAUCACCGACGGGCACAUCCAUGGCAUGCCUGUGGGCACCUACGUGUCCAUCAACUCAGACAGCGGGCACAUGUAUGCCCUCCGCUCCCUUGAUUAUGAGCAGAUCCGCAGCUUCCAGAUCCAGGUGCAAGCACAGGAUGCGGGCUUCCCCCCACUCAGUGCCAACGUCACCGUGCACAUCUUCGUGCUGGACCAGAAUGACAAUGCUCCCGUCAUCGUGUCCCCCAUGCCACGCAAUGGCUCUGUGGCCACUGAGCUGGUGCCGCGCUCUGCUGGUCCUGGCUACCUGGUGGGUACAGUGUCAGCAGUGGAUGCAGAUGCAGGGCUGAACUCCCGCCUGUCAUACCAGCUGCUCCAGGCCACCGACUUCACACUGUUCAGCCUGGCACCAGACACAGGUGAGCUGCGCACCCUCCGCUCCUUCCUGGAGCAAGAUGCGGCCCGGCAGCGCCUGGUGGUGCAGGUGAGGGAUGGAGGGCAGCCAUCGCUCUCAGCCACUGUGUCCCUGCUGCUUUCCGUGGUGGAGACCAUGCCACAGACUCUCUCUGAUUUCAGCAACUUCAGCCUCCCCCCAGAAGCCUCCUCCUCCUCUCCACUCACCCUCUACCUUCUGGUGUCCCUGGGCUCCAUCUCCUUCACCUUCCUGCUGGCCAUCCUCAUCCUCACGGCCAUCCGGUGCCGUGGGAUGCGAUACCCCUGGCAGGGCGAUGGCUGCUGCUGCUGCCCCCGGCCCAGGCGCUCUCCUGAUGGCCUCAAGACAUCCAACCUGGCAGCACAGCCUGGUGCCAGCACAGCCGCCCACCUCGAUGUGCCCGAUGGUGGCCCCCCGGGCUACUGCUACAAGCUGUGCCUCGGGCCAGAGUCUGCCCAGAGCGACUUCAUGUUCCUCAAGCCCUGCAGCCUGCCCCGCAACAACGAGAAAGGCCCUGGGAACCUGCCUGCUGCUGGGAAGCGGUCCCGGCCAGGGCAGCCCCUCCAUGGCCCCAAGCAGAUAAAGCAGCCCAACACAGACUGGCUGCCCCCCAGCAUGCAACGACCUGCACUGAAGAGCUCCCAGAGCCUGGAGGACGUGGGGGAAAUCCACAGAGCCCUGCAGAAGGAGCACGAGAGGCUGUGCACGCUGGUGACCCCAGUCUCUGAGUUUCAGAAGGCCUCAGCGGGCACCAACAGCGUCUGGGCACCACAGUAUGGCCCCUUGUACCCGGGGCACAUCCCAGCCCCAGAUUACCAGCACAACGUCUACAUCCCUGGCACCCCAACUCUGCUUUCCAGUAAAGAUGGCCCCCUGGUUCCAGGCCGGGAGAACAAGAACAGCUUUUCCACCUUUGGCAAGAGGAAGAAAAUGACGACAUACUACGAUAUGCCUGACAGUGUGGUUAUCAACAACGACCUGAAAUAGUGUCUGGUGCCAGGCCUGGAUCACCCACAUUACGCUUCACUUCAGCUGCUGGGUCCAUCUGCAGCACACAGCUUCAUUCACGGACUGCUCCAGAGUUUGUAGGGCUGCCUGGGGGUGGGGAAAGGAGCAAGAGGAUGAGGCAGGGUGGGGGGUGAGGGAGGAGCAGGCAUUUCUCCUGUCUCUUGCAGAGUUGUGUUGGCAGCAGGUGCUGCUGGGGGUCCAGGUGAGCAGAUUUCAGCAAAUCUGCCUUGAGUUUACCCAUUCCCAUGUCCCCUUUAGGGGCGAUCUAUCUCUGUAAAUGUUGUCACUUUGUCUUGUCUGGCUGUGUGAAUGUACUGUGCUGCAUGCCUGUAUUUCUGCCUCAGGAAGCAGGGAGAUGUACACAGACCAAAUAUGGCAUCAGUUAGUGGGCAGCAAUCAGUGCCCUGCUCCUGGGACUCAGUAGGAGAUGCUGCACAUCCAGAGCUGGUGUCUGG
Molecule: messenger RNA, 3365 nt
Organism: Phasianus colchicus (ring-necked pheasant)
Lineage: Eukaryota; Metazoa; Chordata; Aves; Galliformes; Phasianidae
Product: protocadherin-10-like
Biological process (GO): homophilic cell-cell adhesion
Cellular component (GO): plasma membrane
Molecular function (GO): calcium ion binding
Source: RefSeq, a predicted model, not a curated record